CCUCCAGUCUGGUUCUUCAUGAAGCGCCGCUCUCUCAGCAGGAGCGCGUCCCCGGCCCGGCGUCUGUCACAUGGCUAAAUAUGGGAGCAGAAGAUCCAGUUUGCCGGUCAAAUAUGUGACACCGAGGCACCAGUAGUUUUAGGCUGAAUGUUUGUUCACUAAUUACGACAAAGAGGAACAUAAAUCCCGGGACAAAGGUCAGCUAACAUAACCUUGUGACUACCCGUAGGCAAGUUUCGCUUCUCCGUUAAGUUUUCUCUGAAGUCUGUUCCUGACAGUUGUUUACGGGACUGUUGAGAAGCGGAGAGGGCCAUGAGAGAAGUUUUAAUUUAGUACAGCUUUCGUUUCAUGGUUGUACUCAACUGCGCAACAAGUACUUAAAGUCCCCGGUUGUUGUUUUGGCCGAACAGCUGACUCACCGACUGGAGGCCGGGGCCGAGCUAUGUGUGAUCUUCAGGUUCCUCAUAGAUCCUCCGUGGGCUGAAGAUGAUCGGGUCACCGGACCUGCUGGCCUUCACCGCCACUGAGGAGUUUGGGGAAGCAGAGGAGGACCAUGAGGGUCUACCUGAGGAGCUCUCUGUCCCCCCUUUACCUCCACCCAACCCCUGGACCACCUCCGCCCAGUUUCACAGAGACUUCAUACUGGUGGCUGAAUUCUCAGAGCAGGUGGGACCCAAACCUGUGCUGACGAUACCAGAUGAUCCCAGAGUCAUCGGAUCAUUCGACCUCAACCACUUCUCUGUCCGCAUCAUGUCUGUGGACUACCAGGCGUCCGGCCCCUGCCAUGCCCCUCCUUCAUCCCCCGGCCCCCGCCUCAACUUCAGCGAGGACUCCAAAGUGGUUCUGGGAGAUUCAGCCCAAGACGCUUUCGCAUAUGUUCACCACAUGACCCUGUAUGACCUGGAGGCUCGGGGCAUGGUGCGUCCUUUCUGCAUGGCAUACGUGUGUUCAGACCAGAAGAAGCUGAUGGAGAACUUCUCUGAGCUGAUGACAAGCUUCUCUCAGGCCGCCGACAGCCUCAAGACAGGAAACAGACAAGCGUUUUCCAUGGAGCUGCAGAGGAAAUUACAGGAGCUUGAGUACACUCGGUUGACUCUGCAACAGGAGACAGAACUUCAGAGGACGGCAAAUGGGUUCACAGAGGACGGGGAAACAGCAGAUGAGCUUGAAGCUGUUGAGCGUUCAAUCCUGAAUCAUAGAGAUCUCCUACGCCAGGUCACUUCCUACCCAAACAGGAAGCUGAAACAGCCAGACUUCCUCCCUUAUGAUCCAGCCGACUCCCUCACUGACCCAACAGCGUUACUGCCUCCUGAGCCCUGUCUCUCUGUCUCCACCUCCACAUCCACCUCCUGCAGGUCUGAGCACCAUCUGAAGCCUCUGCAGGAGCUUUGCAACACUUACUUCCUGUCGCUGAUGAAGGAGCAGCUUGCUGACACAGAGCGGCGCCUACGUGGCGACAGGAGUGUGCUGCAAACUGCUCGUGUCACACGGUCGUUGUCUAGAAAACUCACAUUCAUCAACUUCCUGUUUGAGCUGUGGAGCCCCGAGGAUGGAGAUGAGGAGGAGCGAGAGAGCGCUGAGGCAGAGCUGCCGAGGGCGACAGGGAGUAAAGGCCGCGUCGAGAUGUUUCAGUCAGAGCCACUGAGCCUGGAGUCAUUCUGCUCCUGUGUGGAGGAGAUCCCCAUCAAACUGGAGGCAGAAGAGGCUGGGACAGUGACCCCUGACCCCAGUGUUGCCAUGGAGAUGACAGGAAGUGUGAGCAGCAGUGACAGUAUCGAGGUGCUCGGGACUGAGAAGUCUUAUCGGACGCAGCAUGUUGUCGCUGGAUCUGACAGCAGAGAAACACCAGUUGGGAUGACGGACACCUCCUACAGGAGACCCCCUUUAGAUUCAAACAUCAGGCGUGUGCAAGCGUACGCCAGACGAGCCAACAGUGAGGACAGCAUUGAGGUACUGAGUACCACAGAGUCCAUCAUCCCUGACGACCUCACUGCCAUCACAGAGGAAGAAGCAGAGCACCAGCCUCUGAGUAACGGCUUUAAGAGUGAGGAGACACCGGCAGAGUGUAAAUCUGAUGAUGUCCUCAAGGAGGAGAAGACACUGACUGCAACUAGUUUAGAAAGUGAGGGUGAAAACAAAGAGCCUGUUCAGGAGGACGACAGCUGUGUUGACAGAGAAGAGACUUUAAAGCAAAUAAGUGGUAAUGGUGAGGCUAUGAGCAAAGAGGAGCCGGUCACUGAAUGUUUGAGCAGCAAUCAAGUCAAUGAAGACAACAGUCCUGAGAAGACAUCCAAACUACUGCAAGCUGAAGAAGCUCUGGAGUCGACGCCCCAGUGGCCUGAAGUCCAUCAGACAAUGCUGUCAGUCCCUGACCUCCAAGUCAGCUUCGCCCCUGCUGUUGCCCUGGCUGAGGUUGAUCGGUGGCCUCCGCCCUGCGCUCCUCUCAGGCUGCUGAGCGUCGACGAGGCAUCCGACUGCACCAGCUUCACCGGCUCCUCGGAGCCACCUUCUCCCACUCAAAACGUCCAUAGCAACACCCGCUGGGAUCAGAAGAGGAGACGGAAGGCUGGACUCAGAGCCCUCAGGUUCCUCAAACAGAACUCAUUCUCCCAGCAUGCCGUGUUUUGUCUCCUGAGUGGGCGGCCGCUGGUCGUCAUCGGAGGAGAUGAGAGUUUUGUCAAAAAACUGGUGGACGCUCUGAGUCUCUUCCUGCCUGCUCCUGGUCCUGAUGGAAACGCUGUGAUGCUGUGUUUGACCACGCCGCUGCAACUGACAGACCUGCUCACCUGGAGACUGAUAGGAAUACACAGAUCGUCCUCCAGCUCUUCAGCCAGCAUUCUGCACUCUCUGACUCGCUACAGUCGUUAUCUGGCCUUGUUGGAUCUGGACCAGAGGACGCUGCGCUGUCCGUCAUACUCCGGCUCUCUCGUCAGCAGACUGGCCGACCCUCACACCAGCAUCAGCCGAGGCAUCACGUACCUGCUGCACCUGGAGAGCGGCCUGACCGCGCUCGCCAACAAGGCUCUGCUGUACACAUUUAAUCCCGCUUUACAACGUUCAAACACUGCUGGAAGGAAAGAUGGCACAGGAGAAGCGGACUUCCUGCUCAUGCGGGGAUUCUGCAGCAGUGAGUACGACUUGAGAGUGAUGCAUUUCCUGUGUGACCUCAUCAAACAGCGCCACGCAGGACGUGGACCACCGGUGUUAAGUUUCUGUUAUAGCUCAAUGCAGCUGCACAGAAACACACAUGCAGCAUGAGCCCUGGAUGGACAGAAACAAUUUACAAGUCAUAAAGAUAUUUGCAACUAAAUGCACUGAUUUCUUAUAAUCGUCACUAAAGAAUCAUGUUUAUAUGUUUUUAUCUGCAGUGUUAAGUGUUAGUGUGUAUGCACGAUUUUUACUCCAUGAUGCUGUGAGUCACGAAUCCCUCGAUCACUGGACACAAAUGCACUAGUGCCUCACCAGCACCGAAGACUUUUACAUGCAGGCUGCCUCAACAGAUCAAGAACUUUUUUUAUGGGCGUGUGUUUUUAAAAAUGAAGGCUUAUUACUGAAUCUCAUGUGAACUGUGUUUAAUUUAAGCAGGCAAAAGAGAUUACUGUUAAACCAGCAUUGUAAUAUUACUCAUAGUUUGUGGAUCUCACUGGUCCAGCACUAUGUGGACUGUUCAUGAUUUACUUUUAGAAGCACUGUUGACUGUGACUAGUCUGUCAAGCCUGCUGCUCUGUCAUUUAACAUGUAACCAGCUUUGCUGCAGUGAAGAAUAAGCUCAGACUCUCAGAGCUUAUAACAGCUUUAAGCCAAGUUUAACAUGACUGCUCAGUUAAAAUGCUUUGAUAAAGAUAGACUACAGCCUGAAAAUUAUGUCUACUAAUGAUACCACAGUGUUAGUCUAUAUUAUACUGUAGUGGGACUUAAUCUUACAAGUUCAUGUGCCUUAUUUUGGCCUCACCAGCCUACUUUACCAACAACUUAACACACACGCCCUCUUAGCACCAGUUGGACAUGUAGCUCAGUUACUGUCAACUGGAAAAGUUCGACAUUAAGGGAAAUAUGUCCCACUGAGAGUUAGAUCACUUAUUUUUUUGCACAAUUUAAAAUACACAAAAUACCAACAAUAACAAAUUAUAUUAGGUGCAGGGAGAGGCACAAACCACAGAGGGCUUAUAGAGUGCUGCAGGGAUGACAUUUUUUCGUAGGGCGAUGGUCCCUUGUCAAAAAGCCUGUGAGAUUUUUCCUUUGGAUUAUUACAGAAAAUAAACACUGUGGAAAACAAAAGUUCAUAUUUACACGUUUUGAUCGACAAGACAGUCUUCACAUAUAAACACCACUUUCAUUAGUUUUGAAGUGUAAAUUCAAUCACCAGAAGUAAAAAGCUCACUUUAGGCUACACUAUGGUUGCAUGACUUGGUGUCGCCACCACAAUGAGGCUGUGAAGUCAUGUUCAGCUUGAUGACGCUCUAUAGUCUCAUUUAGUCAUUUUAGAGCAACCGCCCUUUUAAAGACACUUAAAAUUUACAAGUGGGGUAUUUACUGGCAUUUUUUAUAGAAGAAAAUGUGAAAGUCUCUUACGCUUAUAUUAACCACAGACCUUAUUUCAGGCAUCUGGCUGGGUUUUAGGCAAGGAAACUAUAAAUUAUGGUUUCCCUGGUUUUAGGACUCAUUCCUGCACCAGUGUAUUCGCAUCCUCCACCUAAAUAGUGUUAACAUUUCAGUGUUAUAUUGGACACCAAAAUCAACGUACCAUAUGAUAAAAAAUUUUUAACAUAACAAUCUGAGCAGCAGAAAUUUCAGUUCAAACCAUUCCACUGCACAGUGACUUAAGAUCAAUUAAAGCAUGUGGACUGCAGGUUUUAGCUUAACAUCAGUGAAUACAGUAAUGUUUAAAAAUACGAGACCUGAGUUUGAACAUAGACUUGGUUAAAGUGUGAUUUGUUCUGACAGCACCAGUUUAAUAUCAUGGCUUUGACUGUAAACUGCAGCUGAUGACAGAGCAACAGCCUCCUUCUGUUUUUACAUUGUACUUUUAUGUUUGUUGUUUUAUUGAUGCAAAUAUGAGCCGAUUUUUAGUGUGUGUAUAUUUACUCAGCAAUCUAUUAUUUAGUCAGCAAUCCAGAGUCAUUUUUUUGGUCAGGUUUUCCAUUUAUUUUCCAACAUAACAUGAUUGCCUUUUGUGAACAUUUGUGAUAAAAUUGAAUAUCAAAAAUUAUUUUCAGAGAAUAAUUAAACACCACUAAAUUAAAAACAAAAAUUCACAGUGCAGAAACAAAACUUGUAUCCAGUAUAGACUUCACGUACUGAAGUCAUUAAAGAAGGAAGCAACAUAAAGUGUCUCCAUAAUGUUAAUAAAUUCUGGUCGACAAUGA
Molecule: messenger RNA, 5366 nt
Organism: Epinephelus lanceolatus (giant grouper)
Lineage: Eukaryota; Metazoa; Chordata; Actinopteri; Perciformes; Serranidae
Gene: smcr8b
Product: Smith-Magenis syndrome chromosome region, candidate 8b
Cellular component (GO): guanyl-nucleotide exchange factor complex
Molecular function (GO): GTPase activator activity
Source: RefSeq, a predicted model, not a curated record